AUGAAAAUUAUUGUCUUGAUAUUCUUGUUAGGGGCCUUUGCUUCAAACAUCAGACAUAAAAAGGAGAGACACAGUGAUUCUUAGACAUUAUCACAUCAACAAUCAAACACUAAAGAAUUAUUGUAAGUCACUGAUAUAGAUAACUAAUCCGAGACUUUAGUUGAGGAAACUCUCAAUGAAUAAUAAAAUCUAGAAGAACCAAAACCAAUUUAUAAUAAUGAUGGCAGAUCACCUGAUAUGGGUUUGAGCGAAGUAGACAAUAAUGAUGCUUCAGAGGCCCCUAUGAUGGCAGAUAAUGUAUAUGAUUAAUCAGCACAAGAAGAAGUGAUUAAAGGAUUAUCACUUAUAUAAGUUGGAGAAAUUGAUGCAUUAGCUGAUAUUGAUACUAGCAUGCCAUUGUUAGAUGAAGAUUUUAAAUAUGAUGAAUAAGCCCUUUAGGAAACUCCUUUAAAUGUUGAUAUCGUUGAGGAAGUACCUUAAUAAUAAGAAUAAGAAGUCAAUGAAAUCGAAGAUUAAUUGCAAUAAGAAAUUGAAAUCGAAGAUUAGCAAGAUCAAUUAAUAAAUGAAGUUUAAUUGCUUUAGAUUGGAGGAUUCUAUUAUUGA
Paramecium tetraurelia is the source of this 603-nucleotide messenger RNA. RefSeq lists its product as uncharacterized. The transcript has 3 exons. The record is from RefSeq and is a predicted model, not a curated record. Lineage: Eukaryota; Ciliophora; Oligohymenophorea; Peniculida; Parameciidae.